Molecule: messenger RNA, 1738 nt
Organism: Macrobrachium nipponense
Lineage: Eukaryota; Metazoa; Arthropoda; Malacostraca; Decapoda; Palaemonidae
Product: probable serine hydrolase
Exons: 4
Coding region: 333-1340 (335 amino acids)
Source: RefSeq, a predicted model, not a curated record
AGAUCCUGAUAGUUUAAUUCAGCUAAGUAAUGCCACAUUUUAUUAAGGUGACGGCAUGGAAUUUACACACCUACUCCCCCCCACCCUAACUCUCUCAAAGAGUCAACUACCUCUUGUAGCCCAAAGACCUCCUUGUACUGUACCGUGACCAUCCAUAAAAAUGUUGCGGAAAACCCCGGCCGAAGAUAUGUAGAUUGAUACCUACCUUGAAAAAUACAUUUUUCUUAUGUUAAUUCGAAAAAUUAAAAAAAGUUUACAUAUAAUGUCGUAUGUAUAUGAACAGCCAUUGCAUCAUUGCAGUGUUGCAAUACCUAGCUAGUUAGCGGUUGAAGAUGUUCCUUCUUCAGUCUUCGGUACGGAGGUCCCCUCUGAUGGUUUUAACGAGAUUACCAAACAUCCAUAAAUUGCCAAGGUCUGGAAACUACAGUUGGUGUAAGAGAGUUAUGUCGACCAUAGCACCCAAAGAAAUUAGAAUACCUAUUCCCAGUGGCCAUAUAGCAGGUAAAAUUUGGAAUGAAGGAGGUAUCCCUGUCAUUGGUCUUCAUGGAUGGAUGGAUAAUGCAGGGACAUGGGAUGGUAUUGGUCCCUUCUUGCCAAAAUCUUUGUCACUCAUUGCAAUAGAUUUUCCUGGCCAUGGAUUCACACCUAUGAUGCAGACUGGAGGAUCAACUUUCUUGGAUCUCGUUUUACUCGUUGAAAGAAUAGUGCAGCAUUUUGAAAUAAAAGAGGUGAGACUUCUUGGCCAUAGUAUGGGUGCUGGUGCUGCAUUUCUUUAUGCUGCAACAUUUCCAAAGAAAGUAAAGAAGAUUAUAAUGAUUGAUUUAAUAAAGCCAAUAUCUGUAGAGGCAGGAGAUCAGCCAGAAAAAACUGCACGAAGUAUUUCAGAACUGAUCCUUGCAGAAACUAAAUUAGGCAGUGAACCUCCUCGUUAUGAUCAGUCAACAAUAGUGGACAAAAUGAUUAAAGGUUAUAAUAUGAGUCUUACUGAAGAGUCAGCCAAAAUUCUGUUGAAAAGAGGGUCAAUAGACCAUGGAAAUGGUGAAUACUCUUUUAACUAUGACCCAAGAAUCAAAUUAAGGAAUAUAUUAUCUAUGACAUUUGACCAAUUAAAAGCUUUUGCAAGACAUUUAGAAUGUGAACUUUUGUUAAUUAAGGCAUCUAAAGGACCCUUUUAUGAAGAUAAAGCCAUUUAUGAAGAAAUGAUGACUGUGUAUCGGGAAAGCGCCAAGGUUUUCAAGUAUGUCAUUGUGGAAGGAACCCAUCAUGUUCACUUGAAUGACCCAGGUGGUGUACUACCGAUGAUUAGUGAGUUUUUAAUUGAUGAUAUGGUGGAUCUUUAAGGAUGUAAAGCAAUUGUAAUUUUACUCAUAUGAUACUUUGAGAUUCUUUUUAAAAAUAAGAUGUUGACUUAGUAAUAAUUGAAUUUUUAUUUACUGAUACAGUGGAAUUCUGUAAUUGUAUUUUGACUAAUAAUGAGUUGAGAUUCAUUAUAAAAACCAGAUGUUGUUCACCCUGAUUAGUAUUUUAGGUGAUAAUUUGGACAUUUUAAAGAUUUUUAUUAUAACCCAAUUUUGAUUUGUAAAAAAUUUUUUUGGUUAUUAUUUAUGAUUUUGACUAUGAUGUUUUGUUAAUUUUAGAUGAUGAUAUUUCAGGCAUUUAAGACUGAAGCAGUUUUAUUCUUAAUGUCUUUUGUAACAAGAUUCAUGAUAAGAGGUUAUUAUUUGUAAAUAUUGAAAGU